This is a messenger RNA of Plasmodium yoelii, 945 nucleotides long. RefSeq lists its product as uncharacterized. The record is from RefSeq and is a predicted model, not a curated record. The transcript has 3 exons. Lineage: Eukaryota; Apicomplexa; Aconoidasida; Haemosporida; Plasmodiidae. Bases 1 to 945 code for a protein of 314 amino acids.
AUGGAUCCUGAAAUGUGUGAAAAUUUUAAUAUAGCAAUUGAACAUUAUCCCGAUGAAUUAAACAUUUCUGAAAAACGUGAUAUGCAUAAUAUAGCGGGUAUUAGGAAUUAUUGCCCUAAAGGGAAUUCAGGAUACAAUGAAUGCAUUACUGAGCUCGAUAAAAUAAAUGCUACAUGCUUAUGGUUGUUCAAUAAAAAUAUUGCUUAUAGGUAUGAUGAAUUAAGUAGUGAACAGUUUAAAGCGUUUAUUAUAUACAUUAUGAUAUGGUUAAAUUAUAUGUUAAACCUAAAGAAAGAUGAAAACCCCAACCUAAAUAAUUUGUAUACUAAUCAUAUAGAAAAGAAUGAGCAUUAUACUAACUGUAAACGUCAUAGUAAAGAUUGUAAUAGUACAUUAAAAGAAAAAACUGAAUAUAAUAAUUUUAAGGAUGCCAUAGUUAAAAAUAUGGAUUUGUUGAAAAUUGAUAUUAAAGAUAUAUCUAAAUUUUAUGAUGCAUUUAAAUUAUUAUGUAAAAUGCAUACUGAAUAUGAUGAAGACAAGCUAGAAUGCCCGAAAUAUUUGGGAUAUGCAAAUGACAUUGUUGGCAAAUUUAAAAAACUUAAUGAAAGUUCUAGUAUUACUGGAAACACUUCAUAUAGUCAAAUAUGGUAUACUUUAUCAACUGAUUAUGAAAAUUUUAAAAAGCAAGAUAAUGUUGCUAAUUGUACGAAUAUUCCAUCGCUUCCAUCGAUAAAAACAACACAACAUCACGUACAAAGUUCUGGUGUUACAUCAUCAAGCUUGUCGAUAGUAAAAAAAUUAAUUCUAGCUUUAUCAAUAUUCAGUGCAAUAACAAUCUUUUUGGGAAUUUUUUAUAAGUGUUCGUUAUUUGUAUUACGGAAAAGAGAUCAAAAACAACAUUUAAGAGAAAAGCUAAAAAAUAUAAAGAAGAGAAUGAAUCAUUAA